AUGGCGACACCUGCGGCUGAACAACGCAAGAUUCUUGAACAACUCAUGGGCCGAGAGUCGAUGUCUCGGGGAUUUGAUGGAAAUCGGCGUGAACUCAGGUUACAAGAUCCACGCAUUUGCAAAAGCUAUCUUGUCGGAGAAUGCCAGUAUGAUCUAUUCAAAGGUACCAAGCAGAGUUUAGGUAAAUGCCCAAAGAUCCAUUUAGCGAAGCACAAACUGCAGUACGAGCGCGAACUUCGCCAGGGCCGCGAAUUCCCCGAUUUCGAGCGCGAGCAUUUCGCGAUGCUGUCGAAAUUCGUCAACGACUGCAAUGGCCAAAUAGCAGUGGCAUUGAAGAACCUGGAACACACCCCUGAAGAGCGCGAGAAGAUCAAGAAAGUUACAAGCGAGCUGGAACUCGUUGACUCCCAGAUUGGACUCAUGCUACAAGAGAUCGAAAUGCUGCUGAAAUUUCACGAAGUUGCCAAAGCACUCGUACAAUCCGUCAAGCUGCAAGAACUACAGAAACACCGCCGGGAGGUGGCUUUGAAAGUUCGUGAAAUCACAGAAAAUGUCGGUCAAAGCGCACAACAGAAAUUGCAAGUAUGUGAAAUAUGCGGUGCAUAUCUUUCCCGUCUCGACACAGACCGCAGACUUGCGGAUCAUUUUAUCGGUAAAAUACACUUGGGCUACGUCAAAAUGCGCCAAGAACUUGACUAUUUGGCGCGCAAAGCCAAGGAGAAGGGUGAGGAUCUCACGAGCUUUCCGUCUGCCCCCAAUUCUCGGGUCUCGCAGUAUCAUCAUCAUCACCACCACCAUCAAAACCAUGGAAAUGUUCGCUUAAAUUAUCAGCCUCGCUACAAAUCUAGAGUUUUCCGCGCAAACUAG
Lachancea mirantina is the source of this 867-nucleotide messenger RNA. The record is from the annotation of a GenBank genome assembly. Lineage: Eukaryota; Fungi; Ascomycota; Saccharomycetes; Saccharomycetales; Saccharomycetaceae.